Molecule: messenger RNA, 1036 nt
Organism: Hydra vulgaris (swiftwater hydra)
Lineage: Eukaryota; Metazoa; Cnidaria; Hydrozoa; Anthoathecata; Hydridae
Product: ragulator complex protein LAMTOR1
Biological process (GO): cholesterol homeostasis; lysosome organization; regulation of receptor recycling
Cellular component (GO): Ragulator complex; membrane raft; late endosome membrane
Molecular function (GO): molecular adaptor activity; guanyl-nucleotide exchange factor activity
Source: RefSeq, a predicted model, not a curated record
UUUGUUUACGGAUAAACCGCAUAGUCUAUCUAUUUUAGGCCUCUAUGUUUUUUUGUCUUGUGACAUUUUGAUUAAAAUUGUGCAAUGAAAUUAAUAUAAAAGUUGUUAUUUGUCAAGUUUAGUAAUUUGUAACAUGGGUUGCAUUUGUUGUAAAGAAAAUAAUUCAUCUGCUCAAAAGAGUUUAAAUGAUGAUGAACACGAUAGGUUACUUGAUCAUGAUCAGUUAACUCCAAAUAGAGGAAUAAAUGAAGAUGGUAACCCUUCAUCUAUACCAUCAUUAUCUAAAACAGAUGAACAAUCCAUACUGAGUAGGAUUUUACAUAAAACAGCACAAAAUAUUAUAGAUGUCUCUGCUAUUGAACCUCACAGUAUUGAAAGAUCUGAGUACAUGGAGCAGAUGAAAAAUUAUCUAGAUAAAUAUUCACGCAUUGAUCUAAAGUUACCAAAACUACCAUCAAUACCUUCUGUAACAAAUAAUCCAGUUUCUGUUUUGGUGGUUGAAACAGUUCCAUUUUCAGAUAUUAAACUUAUAACUGAGUAUAGUCAGAGCAUGUCGACUGCUCUCUCUCAGAUGAAAAUUGGUUGCAAAGAAUCUUUAGUUGCGAAACUUGAAGAUGACACUGCAGCAGCUCUGUAGUUAAUAGACGACUCUUUUUUAAAAAUUUAAAAUUAUUUCUUUUGUUGUAAUAAAUUUAUAAAUAAAUUUUGCAUAAAUAUCCUAACUAAAUUUAGAACCUUUUUUAUUUAUUAAAAUUAUAUUAACAAUAUCCUGCUUAUAUACAAAUCUAGUUUUUCAUUCACUUGAUUUCUAUGUCAUAAAAGUAACUAAUCAACUUUUCAAAUCAAAACUUUAUUGUUCUUGAUUUUUUUUUUUAAAGAUUAUUUUAAAAAAGUUUGAUUUUUUUUAUAUUUUGUAACUUUGUAAUAUGUUUUCCAAGUUGUGAGCGUGUGACACUGAUAGAGUUUAUAUUUGACUAGGUGACUUUGUUAUAGCCGUUCUUUAAUAAAUGAAAAAGAAUGUUUUAAAAACGAUAAA